This is a messenger RNA of Delphinapterus leucas (beluga whale), 3551 nucleotides long. It is a transcript of the gene SLC35B4, whose product is annotated as solute carrier family 35 member B4. The record is from RefSeq and is a predicted model, not a curated record. Gene Ontology annotation, molecular function: UDP-N-acetylglucosamine transmembrane transporter activity; UDP-xylose transmembrane transporter activity. Gene Ontology annotation, cellular component: endoplasmic reticulum membrane; Golgi membrane. Gene Ontology annotation, biological process: UDP-N-acetylglucosamine transmembrane transport. Lineage: Eukaryota; Metazoa; Chordata; Mammalia; Artiodactyla; Monodontidae.
CGCAGCCGGACGUACGGGCGCGCAGCAUUCUGGGAAGUGUAGUCUGGCCCGGAUUCGGACACCCCAUCGGAUGAAUGGGGCCCCGGCUGACGGCUAACUACAGCUCCUCGCCGGCAGGGUUGGUGGCGGCCGCCGGGAAAAGGGAGACAGCGACGGCCCCGGGAGAGCAGCACUCCGGGACGGUGGUGAUGUUCAGUGCCGCGGCGAGGCGGCAGCCGGGUUUCCUGGGGUAGCAGUCUAGGCGGGCGCUUCCUCUGCGCGCUCGCUCCCCUUACCCUGCCCCGGCCAUGCGCCCGGCCUUCGCGGUGGGCCUGGUUUUCGCAGGCUGCUGCAGUAACGUGAUCUUCCUAGAGCUCCUGGCCCGGAAGCAUCCAGGAUGCGGGAACAUCGUGACAUUUGCACAAUUUUUAUUUAUCGCUGUGGAAGGCUUCCUCUUUGAAGCUGAUUUGGGAAGGAAGCAUCCAGCUAUCCCAAUAAGGUACUACGCCAUAAUGGUGACCAUGUUCUUCACCGUCAGCGUGGUCAACAACUACGCCCUGAAUCUCAACAUCGCCAUGCCCCUGCACAUGAUAUUUAGAUCUGGUUCUCUAAUUGCCAACAUGAUUCUAGGAAUUAUCAUUUUGAAGAAAAGAUACAGUGUAUUCAAAUAUGCCUCCAUUGCCCUGGUGUCUGUGGGGAUAUUUAUUUGCACUUUCAUGUCAGCAAAGCAGGUGACUUCCCAGUCCAGCUCGAGUGAGAAUGAUGGAUUCCAGGCAUUUGCAUGGUGGUUUCUAGGUAUUGGGGCACUGACUUUCGCUCUUCUGAUGUCAGCAAGGAUGGGUAUUUUCCAAGAGACUCUGUACAAACAAUUUGGGAAACACUACAAGGAGGCUUUGUUUUAUAAUCAUGCCCUUCCACUUCCUGGUUUCAUCUUCUUGGCUUCUGACAUUUAUGACCAUGCCGUUCUAUUCAAUAAUUCUGAAUUAUAUCAGGUUCCAGUCGUUGGUGUGAUAGUGCCCAUCAUGUGGUUCUACCUCCUCAUGAAUGUCAUCACCCAGUACGUGUGCAUCCGGGGCGUCUUCAUCCUGACCACAGAAUGCGCCUCCCUCACCGUCACCCUCGUCGUGACUCUACGCAAGUUUGUGAGCCUCAUCUUUUCCAUCUUGUACUUCCAGAACCCUUUCACUUGGUGGCAUUGGCUGGGCACCUUGUUUGUCUUCAUUGGGACCCUAAUGUACACAGAGGUGUGGAACACCCUGGGAGCCACCAAAGGCCAGCCUCAGAAGGAGGCCAAGAAGAGCUGAGGCCUUCCUGGAGUAGAGAGACCCGAGGCUAGUGAGCCAGGGGCUGGCCACCAUUUCACCUUGGUUAAUGCUGAAUCACCCCCCAUGUGCCAGAGAAUCCUCAGAGGGACGCACUUCUCAGAUUUCUCAUGCCUAUACAGACCAACAUUUGUGGACCCUGAAUAGAAGCCCCCAACCCUGAAAUAGGAAAAAAAAGAACAGUUCUCCACUAUUGAACAGCCUUUCCAUUUGUUGUUUCUACCAGAAUUUCAGCACUGUACCUUCUUAUUGAAACCUGAGUCCCCAGAGCUACUAGUUUUACAUCCACUGUCUUGGACAAGAUUAUCCCUGUCCUGAUGAUUCUCUGCUGUAACAGUCUUUAUCCUCCUGUGGCCUUUCCCCUUGUUCCAUUAACCUGCCACCCACAGCAGCACUCUUCAGGCAGACGCUCCAGGAACCCCCCCCCACCCCCAACCAGGAACAACUGAGUGGCCGGGUGAACCGACGCACCGGGAUGCUGGGGCUGGGCUUUCUCCUGUGUGUUGGGAAAGAAGCGGGUGUCCCUCUGCACCCUGGUGACCCCGGGGCAGGACUGGUGGGAAUCCUUUCCCACAUUUUUCCUUUUUUUGUUUCUAUGCAAAAGUCAUAUGCUUUCACACCUUUUGCUUUCUGUACUUAGAACAAACCUGCAGCAUCUCUGUAUGGCACAGUGUUAAUAAGGAAGAAAGGUUGUGUAUGAAUUGGGAAAGAGAGACUUUUUCUGUCUUCUCUCAGUUUUCUGGUUCAUUAGCCUCGAGCUAAGAUGGUGACGCCAGGAUGGCCCAGGAGAAGCUGGCUCCGGGGGCAGGGGCACCCAGAGAGCACAGACAGGCACUGAGGGUGGGCUCCACGUGGGGGAGCUCCGCCUGGCAACUCUGAUAGUUAUGACCAGCCAGGCUAAUGAGUGAACCAGUAUAUUCAGUGGGUGUGGGUGUGGUGUAUCAGUCAGGCCAAAUCACAACUAAAAUGGAAAUUUUUUGGGGGGGGGGAUGUCAUCUUAAUGUUCUUGAUGGGUAUGGGAGUGUGUGUGUUUUAUCAUAUGUAUUAAUAGAAACAUGCCCCCCUUUUGCUAAUCAUUUCAAAGGUCUGGUUUUCCUCCCAUGGGAUAACUUUGAGAAAGAAGAAGUGUCAGGAUGCCACAUGUAGGUGUGUGUGUGCUCUCGUGUGGGUUGUGAUCACUUGGGAGAAGAGGAGAGCAUGAAAGUCAGUGUUUUUAUUCCCUUGUCCUUCACUCAGCUCGGACCUUCAUUGUCUCACGCAGGUACGUGCUCUGGAGGCCGUCAGACUUACCAGCCCAUCUUUUUGCACACAGACAGAGGCCUCUCCUUCUGCGCUGGGUUCAGGUUGUGUUCUUAUAUGGAGGUUUGGCUCUUGAGCUCACCCAGGGUGUGGUGUGUUUAUUCUACUAUCUGGAGCUAUUCUCUGAUGGGUCUGCGAUAACUAUCCUAGAACCACCGGGUUGCUUUGGGGAAGUCCCUUAGGCUGCUCGGGUUUUUUGUUACAUAAAAUGUGGAUGCUGUUUCUCCACCUAAGUCACAGGGUUUUCAGAUCAAUUUGUGGUUCAGGACAUUGACAGCUGUUCAGUGCCAGUGAAGGUCUAUACUAAAAGAUGCGGAAUUAGGUGUGAACUUGUUCAUGGACUCAAAAGGUACUGUAGAGUUCCUCAGACUGAUGGUGCUAUAAAUACCAUGUGGUAAAUAUCCUCUUAAAAACAAGAACAACAAAAGCUACUUUUCUUAUUGUUUAAUAGAAGAACCUGUCCCCAGGGGCUAUUUGAUUGCUGCAUAUCUGGAGUCUUGACAGGAUAACUCCUAACAGGAUAGAGCCUUACAUGACGUAGUAUCACUUUUUUUAUGUUGAUGGAAAAUAUUACAAUUUUUAGUUACUGAAACAGUGUUGAUGUACACAGACAGCAUUUAACUGGGUCCACGAGGUUUUAGAUUCUGGCUUUAGAGUGUGUGUGUUCCUCAGUCUGAACACCUCUGCUGGUCUUAUUAACAGGAGGAUAUGUAUGGACAGAGUAAGGCACUCAUACAGUGAAAUAAGCGCAUGUAAGAACAGAAUGUCUGAAAUGCCCUGGGAAUUGGUUUUUUUUCUCUAGUAUUUGGUUAUGAGGAAAUAAAUCUAACAGACACUAGUUAAUACUUCUUUAAACAAUUUAUUCCCCUUGGUUAACUUAUUUUUCAAUCCAAGUUGAAACUGAUUUCAAUCCCUGUUAAAAGAGCAAAUAAACCAUUUUAUAGAGGGUCA